CACACAGAGGCAGUCAGUCAGUCAGCAGAUGUAGCGGCGGUAAGUCAUGCAGUUCCCAAUGCAUGACUUACGCACGCGCGGGGAGACAGGCCGGCUAAAAUGCACUGUGAUUUUGUCCUUCGUCGUGACUGGCCUGGCUUUCACUCUGCUUGGCUACGCUAUCGGCCGCUCCCACAACCUUCAGAGCGGGAGAAAAUGUGACACGUGCGUAAAUACAUACCCUUGGAGCAGUGAGAAUGGUAACGUUUCAUCAAACCCUAGUUCUCCUACGCCUCCCUCUCGGAUUGAUACGACACGAGAAACUAGCAGUGGGAGUGGUAACGUUUCAUCAACCCCUCCUCGUCCUCGGCCUCCUCCUCUUUGGAAUGAGACGGUACAAGCAUUAAUUGGUCCCUGCGUGGCUCCCCUGGCACCAGUGUCUCCGCUAUGGCCCUGCCGCGCACCGCACUGUUGGUGGUGGUGCUGCUACGCCCCGCGGCAGCAGACGAGGGGUUCACUGGCAUGCUGCGGGGUGUGUGUGGCGCCCCACCAGAAGCAGGGAGGCCCGUGGAGGCCGUGCAGUGCCCCGCCCCGCCCUGCAACACCACCACGGUCGAGGUCACUCUGGCGCUGCCUGUGCUGCUCAGCCUGCCCAGCGAGGCGUGGGUCGGCAUGACGGCUCAGCUGUACGAUCGCCAGGGUCACGGCCGCGGCCUGCUGGACGUGUGGCUGCAGGACCACCACAACGUCACGCUGCGCGGCGCCACGUGCGACAGUGACGUGCACAGCGACUCUACAGUGAGUCAGGGCACGUGGGUGCACGUGGCCGUGGUACCGCGGGACCACAAUGUGUUCGUCACAGUGACCAACGUGACCCGCGAGGCACGGCUCCUCCUCACCUACCACCACCACCACCACCACCACCUGCCCGCUACGCUCAGAAUGAAAUCGGCCCUGUGUGGAUACUCGGCCCUCCCGCCGCCGCCGCCGCCAAAGCCGCCGCAAAAGCCGCCGCCAAAGCCGACGCCACCACCACCACCACCACCACCACCACCACCACCACCACCACCACCCAAUCAAUGGUGAUGGCCAUCAGCGUCCUUGUAGGCGUGAGUGUGGUGGUGAGUGUGGGCGUGCUGGUGCUGGCUUACUGCGGGCAGCUCGAGGCGGAGGCCCUGCUGGAGAGAGUAUAAGCGUAGGCCGCCCACCUCCCCAGUGUGCCCUUGUGUGUUGGGGGGAGGGAGGACCACUGCACUUGAAUGAGCUGGCUGGCACACACACACACACACACACACACACACACACACACACACACACACACACACACAAGCAGGGAAGGGUCACAAGCAGCGCGUCAGGGAGUCAAGUUGGUGGACAAGCCUUGCCGAUUUAUCACCACUUGUCACACUCACAAUCUUUAGCCUCUAAAUCAAGAUAAGACAACAGCAACACCACCACCACCACCACCACCACCAGUAGCCACAUAGGCAGCAGCAGUACCUUGUGGCGCACCGACGCGAUGCGCGAGUUUCUGUGGCGGUGGGUGUGGUUGCUGUGGGUGUGUCUGGCGGCUGUGGCGGCGGCAGUGUCCGGCAAGGGGCAGUGUGAGGUGCUGGACCUUAGCCUGGAGCCUGCGGUGUACCCGCUGCCCACCAACCUGACGCUGCGUCCCGGAGUGAGUGGCUGGCAGCUUAACUUCACCCUGCUGGAUGGCCAGGCGGCGCCCGUAGCUUGCGUGCGCCUGAAGGAAGUAGGGAUCAAGGUGCAGGUCAUGUUGUAUGACAAGGAUUGCGUGACCAACAAACUGAUACAGUACCACUACCUCGAGCGCUCCCAGGUGCCGCCCCACAACUGGACUAGCCUGGCCCUGCACGUGAAGAACAAAACGGUGGUCAUCACGCCGCCAAACGGCUACACCGUCACUCUGAAUGCCAACACGUCUCCGGUGCACCACGCCUUGCAGGUGAGCCUGGCGCAAAACGUGGAGGUGGCAGUGGGGUGCCGCAUCUCCUGUCCCCUGCACACACACGCCUCACAGGGCGUCAGGAAGAAAGUGCAGGAGUGGCGCCGCGGCAAGUUGCACUUCUCCUUCCUGCCGGGGCCGUCCUUCGACAACCUGCACUACGAGGUGAAUUGCACAACGCAGCACAAGCCCUUCAGCCAAAAGGUGGACAUCAAGCCGGGGCCGGGCUGGAACCAGGUGCAGCUGGAGCAGCAGGAUACCAGGGCCGAGGUGUUCCUCAACAACAGGCUGCUGGAAGAGCUCUUGUUGCCGGACACCUGCAUCGACACCAUACACGUCAUUUGGAUGGUCGGAGACGCCUCCUUCGGUUUCAAAUGCGUGCCCGAGGCGUUGCACCUGCUCGGCGCCGACGCCACAGCCACGCCCGCCCCGCCAAGCAUCUCCACAGGAGCAGCUGUGGGUAUCACGAUAGGAACCUUGCUGCUCGUCGAGGUGCUGGGUUGCGUCUUCAUCGUGCUGGUCAUUUACUGCUACCUCAAGUCACGGACUCGCCCCACACCACACUCAGGCGACCAGGUCACCUACACCAGCGUGGACCAGAGUGAGCCAGUACGCAAUGGCCGAGUGACACCGCCAGACACUCAACCCAGUCAGGCCCCCAUGAGUCCAGGAGUGUCGCCCAGCGAGAAUGACCCGCCGCCAGCCAUACGACUCGCUCAGGACACACAGGCCUUUCAGAACAAAGGAGCGCCGCCCAGCGAGGAGGACCCGCCGAUAUUCACACAGGCAGGUGUCUCAGACACCCUUCACACACCCAUAUCACACAGUCAAGCGCCACAAACAAACACACAUUCCACCGACACGGACGCCCACCAUGAUUCACUGUCACAGACUGAGGAUGCGUCACAAACCUUGAAGCGCACCGCUGCGUCACAACCCAGCACACGCACCAUUGGCACCAACACUAACAACAUCCAGUCACGGUCAGAGAAGGCGUCACAGACUGCCCCUCACAUAUACCCAUGGAACUCAGACCCAGAAUCAUACAAGGCAAGCUAGCCAAACACCACACGUGGAGUCCUGACAUGAGACUGCCUCUACCUCAUUCUCUCAAUUUCUCUGACGGGUUAGUCGGCAAGCGGGCCAGUGACGGGGACCAGCAUAAAGAAAUUAUUCUACAGCCGCACAGACCGCAACACUUCAUGUUCCCGAGGAUGUGUGUGAGGAGGAGUAGUCUCACAGAGUCAGAAGAGAAGAAAGUUGCCAGUCCCGAGGAGAUCUGCUUGCUGGGUCCCGAGACGGAGGACAUGAACUUGUGCCCCGGAAAACAAAAUAUGGUCGAAGAUUUCCCAAUAGAAGUGAUACAGCAGUAAUAACUUUGAUCUUGGUCAUUCUCUUUGUUUUCAUCUUUCUCAAAAUGUUCAUAAAAUUCUCUCUCUCUCUCUCUCUCUCUCUCUCUCUCUCUCUCUCUCUCUCUCUCUCUUUCUCUCUGGUGAUUCAGUACAUAAUGAAUGAACAGGAAAAUAUUUACUGAAUUAUAUCAAUGUUAUGUUUAUGAGAUGGUCAGAUGGUGUAUGUGUGUGUGUGUGUGUGUGUGUGUGUGUGUGUGUGUGUGUGUGUGUGUGUGUUACUUAUCUAUUGAGAUGCCGUUGUUUAAAUAAAGCAUUCUGAUUACA
Molecule: messenger RNA, 3618 nt
Organism: Portunus trituberculatus (swimming crab)
Lineage: Eukaryota; Metazoa; Arthropoda; Malacostraca; Decapoda; Portunidae
Exons: 2
Coding region: 1499-3001 (500 amino acids)
Source: RefSeq, a predicted model, not a curated record